Molecule: messenger RNA, 1014 nt
Organism: Symbiodinium necroappetens
Lineage: Eukaryota; Dinophyceae; Suessiales; Symbiodiniaceae
Source: the annotation of a GenBank genome assembly
AUGCACAGCAGCCGGUCGGAGCCGGGUCUCAGCCCAUGGCAUCACGAGAUGAAGGACCACGUGAAGGGCCGGGUCAAGGAGCUGGUCCUGGGCCGUACUGGGGCCUCUUGGGAAGACAGGUUGCAAGAGCAGAAAGCCAAAAAGGUCCAGGCCAUGAAGAUCAUUGAGAAGGAGCAGCGGGAAACGAUCAAAGCGGCCACCGACAAGGGCAUCGAGAAGCAACAGGUCUAUUCCCCGCUGCUGGCCCUCCGCUCGGCGCCUUUGCUCUCGACCUCUGAGAAGCAGGCGCAGCGCUUGGAGGAGAGAAGGAGGGACAUGGAGAACAAGACGAGAAGCUACCACAUCCAACGGAGCAAGAUUCUGGAGAAGAUGCGCACCAGGGACCCACUUUUCAAGGUGGAGGAUGUCUCCGCAGCCAAGGUUGCACUGGCCGACGCCAGGCGGAAGAAGCAGGCCGAGCUGCAAGCGGAAGAGAAGAAGCGAUGGGAGCACCUGGAAGAGUGUGCUGCCAAAGGAUGCCACAAAAGGCAGACUCUGUACGACUUGCACAACAGCCCCUCCUUCGACGAGCGUCUUGCGAAAGCGGUCGAGCAAAAGACGAAGGAACUCAAAGACUUGGAAAAGGCGCAGAAAGACCGAAUCAGGGAGGCUGUGGAGGCUGGCCACAACAAGUCUGCUGCGGUGUCCCCGCUGUCGGCCUGUCUGCGGAAUCCGCCGGACAACAUGGAGAGGCAGCGUGAGAUUCUUGAAGAGCGCAACCGUACAAUGGCCACUGCAGCCAGGGAGUACCUCCGCAAGCGAGACGAGAUGGUGGAGCGGCAGCGGAAGCGGGAGCCGCUCUUCUCCGGUGCCGCCGUGGCCGAUGCCACGACGCAGCUGGAGGAGAAGGCCAGGAAGCUGAAGCAGGAGAUGGCCGCCGAGCAGCUGAAGAACAGGCAGCACAUCCUCGAGCUGCAGAACAAGGUCCUGGCCAGACCGAUGAUGAUGGAGAUCAAGUACGGCAUUGCUGCCUGA